This is a messenger RNA of Harmonia axyridis, 1331 nucleotides long. Its product is annotated as mitochondrial cardiolipin hydrolase-like. Gene Ontology annotation, cellular component: mitochondrion. Lineage: Eukaryota; Metazoa; Arthropoda; Insecta; Coleoptera; Coccinellidae. Bases 503 to 1225 code for a protein of 240 amino acids. Gene Ontology annotation, biological process: piRNA processing. The record is from RefSeq and is a predicted model, not a curated record. Gene Ontology annotation, molecular function: RNA endonuclease activity producing 5'-phosphomonoesters, hydrolytic mechanism. The transcript has a single exon.
AAUCCGACCUAUCUUCAUAGAAAAAAAAUGUUCAGAAAAGAGCAGCAUCCGCGGUAUUCGAGACCCGAACAAAAACGGACAAAAUCGAAUUUGAGAAUGGAUUCGUCAUUAGUGAGUCUUUAGAAUAUAAAUAGAUGUUCUAAGAGUGAGUCGAACCUUAACCUUAUCGUUUGAGACGAUCCCCGUCUCAAAAUUAGAAAUAAUGCAAUAUUUACGUGCAUCUUGAACUUAUAGGUAGGAACGGGGUUAAGAAAAAGAUUUAUCUAUAUCUCUAUGGUCAUGACAUAACCUAUUCUAACAUGUCCUAUUAUUUACAAACAAAAAUUUUCGUCAAUCUUGAUAUCUUUAGGGUAAAAUGUUGGUUUCUUUCAAAUAAUAACAAUAGAAAUAAAACCUCAAUUUAAAAAAUCAACUCAAGAAUAAAUUAUUUACCAUCUCACCACUGUGUGGUUGAUAAUAUGCCUACAAGUAAUCAAGUAUAGUGAAUUGUAAUUGCUUGAAAAUGUUAGAACUUCAAAAAGUAUUGUGGUUGACGUUGAAAAUCGCAGCUUUAGGAGUAGUUCCAUAUAAAACAUGGACAUAUUUUUAUAAUGUAUAUAGAGAAGAAGAACAAUCUUAUCAAGACAAAUUAUUACAUAAAAAAAGACAUGAUUGUGUGGUCAUGUUUUCUCCAGGAAAAGGUCACACUGGUUGGUGUGAAACACAGGAAACCAAUUUGAAUAUUAAUACUAUAAAAUGGCUAUAUGAACCAUUUUUGUAUUUUAUAGAUACAGCAAAAGAAAGUUUAGAUGUUGCUAUAAUGAGUAUAAAUGUGGAUUGUAUAAUAAAGUCUUUAAUAUCUGCAAGUAAAAAAGGUGUGAAGGUUAGAGUGAUAUCUGAUUUUUUUAUGAAUAAAAAAUCAUAUGAUUAUUAUAAAGAGAUGGAGAAAUAUGGAAUACAAAUAACAUUUUAUGUUCCCAAAGAAAACUUCAGUUACAUGCAUACCAAAUACAUAGUUAAGGACUUCAAUAUUGAUGGUGCUGGUUACCUGUUAACUGGUUCUUUUAAUUUAACUUAUGGAGCAUUCAGUAAUAAUUAUGAAGAUGUUGUUUUUACAAGCCAAAGACAAAUGGUAGAAGAUUUCCAGAAUAAUUUUUCAACUAUAUGGGGCACUUUUAGAGAUGAUAAUCAACAAGUAUUUAAUAGGCAUAUUCUUGAAAAUGCAGGUUUUUCAUUGCCUUCAUAACAUUGAUAAAAUGAGUAUUUAUCAUGGAUCAAGUAAAUGACAAAUGGAUCAAUAGUUAUCGUAAACAGUAUUAUAGAAGUCUAUAAUAUAAACUGAUUAAAACAUA